This is a messenger RNA of Micropterus dolomieu (smallmouth bass), 1487 nucleotides long. It is a transcript of the gene atp6v1d, whose product is annotated as ATPase H+ transporting V1 subunit D. Bases 217 to 963 code for a protein of 248 amino acids. Lineage: Eukaryota; Metazoa; Chordata; Actinopteri; Centrarchiformes; Centrarchidae. Gene Ontology annotation, cellular component: proton-transporting V-type ATPase complex. Gene Ontology annotation, molecular function: proton-transporting ATPase activity, rotational mechanism. The record is from RefSeq and is a predicted model, not a curated record. The transcript is spliced from 9 exons.
UGACCGGAGGCCAGCUGAUCAUCACGGACCCGAGAGUCGGACAAGAUCACGACGAUCAGCUAGAUCUGUGUUUCUAAAUCCUGCAAGAGCAUCAACGGGGUUUCUGUAGUAUAUGUAUGGGCUGACACAGAAUAUAACAAAAGGUAACGUGUCAGUGUUCAUUUUAGGAGACGGAAGUAAACAGAAGACCGCAGUCAUCGACCAAAGGACGAGAAGAUGUCUGGAAAAGAAAGGAUCGACAUAUUCCCCUCUAGAAUGGCUCAGACCAUCAUGAAGGCUCGGCUGAAAGGGGCGCAGACCGGCCGCAACCUGCUCAGGAAGAAAUCUGAUGCCCUCUCCAUGCGCUUCCGUCAGAUCCUCCGCAAAAUUAUCGAAACUAAGACAAAGAUGGGAGAGGUGAUGAGAGAGGCGGCCUUCUCUUUGGCUGAAGCCAAAUUUACAGCCGGAGACUUCAGCACAACUGUAAUCCAGAAUGUCAACAAAGCUCAAGUGAAGGUCCGAGCCAAGAAAGACAACGUGGCAGGUGUCACCCUUCCAGUGUUUGAGCACUACCAAGAAGGCGGGGACAGUUAUGAGUUGACUGGUCUGGCCAGAGGAGGAGAGCAGCUCUCCAGGUUGAAGAGGAACUACGCCAGAGCUGUUGAGCUGCUGGUGGAGUUGGCCUCCUUACAGACAUCUUUUGUCACUCUGGAUGAAGCUAUAAAGAUUACCAACCGCCGUGUGAACGCUAUCGAGCAUGUGAUUAUUCCGCGGAUUGAUCGCACCCUCACCUACAUCAUCACAGAGCUGGAUGAGAGAGAACGAGAGGAGUUCUACAGGCUGAAGAAAAUCCAAGAGAAGAAGAAGCAGCUCAGGGAACGGACAGAACUGGAGAUUGCCGACCGCCUGGCUAAGCUGGGUCCCAUCGCAGAACCCACCAACUUGCUGACGGAGGAGACUGAUGAAGACAUGCUGUUCGAGUGAAGCACUCUAAAGGCACAGACUUCACCCAUCAUCCUAUUUAUUCUCUCAGGCCAUGUCUACGUCUUCUCACGCAAGUGAUGAAAGUUGUUUUUUUUUGUGUGCUUGUCUGUGAUGAUUUGCCCUGUUGUUUAAGUGCUGGGAGGUUCUGUGUGUUUCCAGAUUUGUCACUGUACAGAACCAAAGUGUUGUUACACUUGGCUGUUAACCACAAGAGUAACUAAAUAUAAGUGUGUUUACACAUGGUUUGCGUGUGAAAUUGAAGCAUUCCAUGUGACGGAUCAACUUGUAGAUAUUUCAGUUUCCUCACAACAUUUAGAGCCAUUGCAUGCUGUAAAGCUUAACGUGGUUGUGGAUUGUGUGAGUCGGUGUUGUGGAGGCCUGGCCCGCCAAGGUCACGGGGUUGUUGUUACCUCAAGGAUGUUUACCGUUGUACCAGAAAACCCCAAGGAGACCCCGCUGUAAAACUUAGUGCAAGUCAACAAAGCCCUACACUUAAUCCAAAUAAAGAUGUUACCAAUAUUCAA